Messenger RNA from Didymella exigua CBS 183.55, 6138 nucleotides. RefSeq names its product glycosyltransferase family 2 protein. Lineage: Eukaryota; Fungi; Ascomycota; Dothideomycetes; Pleosporales; Didymellaceae. The transcript has 3 exons. The record is from RefSeq and is a predicted model, not a curated record. Gene Ontology annotation, molecular function: cytoskeletal motor activity; ATP binding; chitin synthase activity. The coding region runs from base 301 to 5829 and encodes 1842 amino acids. Gene Ontology annotation, cellular component: cell periphery; myosin complex; cell septum.
GCUCGACUUCGCAGCCCCGUCGAUUUCCCCUUUGCUGCAGCAGUCAACAGCCUCCAGCUGUGCUCCAGCCCUCAGCAUUUCCCUUCGUUGCAGGAUUUUUUUCCACACUCGCUGAUAGAUAAUUGCAUUGACUUCACUUGCCGGCACAGCCAGCCCGCACCGCGCGCGCUGUCCCUCCUGAGCCGCCGCAUUCCACCGCUGUACAUAGUUGCACCCACGCGUGCCGCCGCCUCACCACCCCAGCUCGCCCGCUGAACACGUCCACUCGCUCCCACGUCCCCCGGGACUCCGAUUGACAAUAUGGCCGUCAAUCCUCUGCACGAGUCGAGUCUGCCCUCGCUGCCGCAGCACCAGCAGACCGACACAGGCCUGACCUCGGCGCUGGCCAGUCGCUUCCAUGCCCAUAUGCCGACGGCCUCGCUGUCCUCGCACGCCAUAAUCUCGCUCAACACAUACACGGAUCCCAGCCGCGGCGUCGAUGGCGGCGAGGACGCCAGCGCCGUACACGCUGCCAAGGACCUCGCGGGCCGGGCAUACAUGCGCCUGGGGCAGCGGUCUGAGGACCAGGCCAUUGUCUUCCUAGGCGAGACCGGCUCUGGAAAGACCACAAUUCGCGGCCACAUGCUGAGGCAGUUCCUCUCGUACUCGGCCACGCCGCUUUCCAAGAAGAUCGAGUGUGCCAACUUCGUCUUCGAUGCCUUCACCACAACCAAGUCGCUCACCACACCCUCGGCCUCCAAGUCUGGCCUCAUGCUCGAGCUCCAGUACAACACAUCGACGUCCAACCACGCCACUCUCCUCGGUGCACAGUACCUCGCCCAUCGACUCGAGCGAAGUCGACUCGCAUCCGUCCCGACCGGUGAACGCAACUACCACGUGCUCUACUACCUGCUCUCCGGGACCAGCGCUGCUGAGAAGAAGCACCUCUACCUCGACAACGCCGGCACCGAGGCCGCCGGUACACGCACAUCGCUCGGUGCGAACAAGCGGUGGCGAUACCUGGGUCACCCCACACAAUUGAAGGUUGGCAUCGACGAUGCCGCUGGUUUCCAAGAGUUCAAGACUGCGCUCCGCAAGCUCGAAUUCGGCAAGGAUAGCAUUGCCGGUAUCUGCGAGGUCAUGGCCACCAUUCUGCACAUUGGUCAGCUCGAGUUCGAGACGGGUCAGUCGACAACUCCUUCUGCUGAUGACAGUGGCGGCUACUCCCACGAGGGCGGCGAGACCAUUACAGUCGUGAGGAACAAGGACAGCUUGAUCCCUAUUGCUCAGUUCUUGGGCGUGACUAUCAGCGACCUCGAGGAGAGUCUGCGAUACAAGUCAAAGACUCUGUACCGCGAGCGCGUGACCGUGAUGCUGGACCCCAGGGGUGCCCGUGCAAACGCUGAUGAGCUCGCCCGUUCGCUCUACAGUCUUCUCGUCUCAUAUGUCAUCGAGCAGAGCAACUCGAGGAUCUCCAGCUCGAACGACCAGCUCACCAACACAGUCAACCUUGUUGAUUUCCCCGGAUUUGCCAUUUCCUCUGGGACAGGAUCGUCUUUGGAUCAGCUGCUGAACAACGCUGCGAAUGAGUCGCUCAUGACCUUCUGCCAGGAGAGCUUCUUCCAGCGCCAGAUUCAGGAGAUGGAGGCUGAGGAGAUCAACUUGCCCCCACUUCAGUUCUACGACAGCUCCGAGGCUAAGAUUGGCCUGCUCAAGUCAGGCAAUGGUCUUCUGAGCAUCUUGGACGACCAAAUGCGCCGUGGCAAGACGGACAUGCAGUUCCUCGAGGCCAUCCGCAAGCGUUUUGACGGAAAGAACCAGUCCAUUCUUCCCGGCAGCUUGACCGUUGUCCAGCCUGGCAGCAACUUUCCUACCCCCAACACUUCUCCUUCUUUCACCGUCCGCCACUACGCCGGUGACGUCGAUUACGGUGUCGAGGGCCUCAUGGAAGAGAACGCAGACCAGAUUUCUGGCAACAUGAUGCAGUUGCUGCAGAACUCGCAGUCGCCCUUUGUCCAGCAACUGUUCGGCCAGGACGUGCUCCAGAAGAUCUCUCAUCCCAAGGAGAAGUCCGCCAUUGUCCAGGCUUCAGUCAGCUCUAAGCCCACACGUAUGCCCAGCAUGGCACGUCGCAAGAGGGAGACUGGAAGGUACGGCCGUCAACUCAAUGUCUUCGACGAGGAGGUUCUGAGUGACACGGAGAGCAACGUUUCUAGCUCGAGGAGGAACGGCGACUCGUCAAAGGCAAAGCAAACCGGCGCUGCUGGCCAAUUUGUCAGCUCGCUCAAGACCAUUGAGAACCAGCUGCGCAAGGCCAAUCCCUACUUUGUGUUUUGCUUGAAGCCGAACGAUCGUCGUAUCGCCAACCAGUUCGACAGCAGAUGUGUUCGCCAGCAAUUGCAGGCCUACAGCAUCCCAGAACUCAGCCAACGGCUCCGCGUUGCUGACUACAGCAUCUUCAUGCCUUUUGCUGAGUUCCUUGGUCACACUCAACAAGACACAGCCAUUGUUGGCAGCGAGAGGGAGAAGGUUGAGAUGGUCCUGGACAGCAGGCCGUGGCGCGAGAACGAGGUCCGUGUCGGUACGACUGGAGUCUUCCUGAGUGAGAGGUGCUGGCUUGAGAUUGCUAACAUCGCCGAUCUGCCAUCUACUGCCCGCGGAUUCGCUGCCUCUGAUGAUAACCUUCUGACUCCCGAUGCGGGACGAUCCUUCGGUGACUCUCGCGCUAACCUCCUCGCAACCCCAGGAGGUGGCGAGUACUACAACGACAAGAACGGCAACUAUUUCGGCAGCAGAGAUGUCGACGCACGCUCAGAGGCUCCCUCCGGCGUCACUGGAGAUAUGUUCCACGGUCUGGAACAGCACAAUGUCAUUGACGAGAAGGCAGCCGACAAGAAGAUGGAGGAGGUCGAUGUUCUCCCCGUCUCUGGAAGUCGCAAGCGAUGGAUGUUUUGCGUUUACGCCCUGACCUGGAUGGUCCCCGACUUUCUCAUCCGCAUUGUGGGACGCAUAUCGCGCAAGGAUGUGCGGAUAGCGUGGCGUGAAAAGCUGGCUAUCAACAUGCUCAUUUGGCUCAGUUGCUUAUUUGUCAUCUUUCUCAUGAUCGGAUUCCCCAUGUUGAUCUGUCCGACCCAGCACGUGUACUCCACUGCUGAGCUGACAUCCUUCAACGGCGAGGAUGACUCAACAGCCUACAUCGGCAUCCGCGGUAUUGUCUACAACCUCGACAGUUUUAUCCCUGCCCACUACCCCAGCAUCGUUCCAGCCAAGAGUCUCCAGAAGUAUGCUGGUAAGGACGCCACCAAUCUCUUUCCAGUCCAGGUCUCGGCUCUGUGUGCUGGUAAGGACGGUACUAUCCACCCUGGUGUUCAGCUCAACUACAGGAACUCCAACUACUCCGAGACUGCCAACAACCUCGUCAGUACUACCGACCAGAACGCCCAGUACCACGAUUUCCGCUGGUUCACCAACGACUCUCGCCCAGACUGGUGGUACGAGCAGCAAGUCUUCAUGAAGGCCAACUACAUGAAGGGCCGUGUCGGAUACAGUCCCACUUACCUGAAGACCCUGGCUUCCAAGCAGAACGCGAUUGCCUACAUGAACAACAAGGUCUACGAUCUGACAACCUACCUGCCUGGAGGUCGCAGUGUUCUCUACCCUGCUGGCGAGGCGGCGGAAGCGGAAACUCCCAGCGUUGACUUCAUGGAGGACAGCGUAGUUGACAUCUUCCGGGUCCAAGCUGGAAAGGACAUCAGCAAAUACUGGGACAACCUCAACCUGGACGCUACCAAAAAGGCCAACAUGAAGACAUGUCUCGACAACCUGUUCUACGUCGGUGAUCUGGAUACUCGAAGCUCUACUAGGUGUCUGUUCGCAAAGUACUUCCUGCUUGCCAUUUCGAUUCUCUUGGUCAGUGUCAUCGGUUUCAAGUUCUUCGCAGCCCUGCAAUUUGGCGGCAAGACUGUGCCCGAGAACAUCGAUAAUUUCAUCAUCGCAACAGUCCCAGCCUACACUGAGGACGAAGAGUCCCUCCGUCGUGCUAUCGAUUCCGCUGCCCGUAUGAAGUACGAUGACAAGCGCAAACUUCUUAUAAUCAUCUGCGACGGUAUGAUCAUCGGUCAAGGCAACGACAAGCCUACUCCUCGCAUUGUUCUCGACAUUCUCGGUGUCCCUGAGGCUACAGACCCCGACCCGCUCAGCUUCGAGAGCUUGGGUGAGGGCAUGAAGCAACACAACAUGGGCAAGUGCUACUCCGGUCUCUACGAAGUGCAGGGUCACAUCGUGCCUUUCCUGGUCGUCGUCAAGGUUGGUAAGCCCUCCGAGGUCUCCAAGCCUGGUAACCGUGGAAAGCGCGAUUCCCAAAUCGUUCUCAUGAGGUUCUUGAACCGUGUCCACUACAACCUGCCCAUGAGUCCUCUCGAGCUCGAGAUGCAUCACCAGAUUAGGAACAUCAUCGGUGUGAAUCCAACCUUCUACGAGUUCUUGCUCCAGAUUGACGCCGAUACUUCCGUUGCCCCUGACGCAGCUACUCGAUUCGUCGCCGCCUUCCUCAACGACACUCGUCUCAUCGCCGUCUGCGGUGAAACCGCUUUGUCCAACGCCAAAUCAUCCUUCACCACCAUGAUGCAGGUCUACGAGUACUUCAUCUCUCAUAACCUGACCAAGGCUUUCGAGAGUUUGUUUGGUUCCGUUACCUGUCUUCCCGGUUGUUUCACCAUGUACCGUAUCCGCGCUGCUGAGACUGGCAAGCCUCUCUUCGUCAGCAAGGAGGUCGUCGAGGCUUACCAAGAGAUCCGUGUCGACACAUUGCACACGAAGAACUUGCUCCACCUUGGUGAAGAUCGUUACCUGACUACGCUGCUCAUCAAGUUCCACUCCAAGUACAAGACCAAGUACAACAUGCGAGCAAAGGCCUGGACCGUGGCGCCCGACAGCUGGUCCGUCUUCAUGUCCCAACGUCGUCGCUGGAUCAACUCGACAGUCCACAACCUUGUCGAGCUCAUGCCUCUUCAGCAGCUCUGCGGUUUCUGCUGCUUCAGUAUGCGCUUCAUCGUCUUCUUGGAUUUGAUCUCGACAGUUGUCCAGCCUGUCAUCCUCGUCUACAUUGGUUACCUCAUCUACUCCUUGGUCUACACCCCCAGCGUCGUUCCCAUCACCGCCUUCAUUCUCCUGGGAGCCAUCUAUGGUCUGCAAGCCAUCAUCUUCAUCGUCCGUCGCAAGUGGGAGAUGAUUGGUUGGAUGCUGAUCUAUAUUUGCGCGACGCCUGUCUUCGCCUUCGGACUGCCGCUGUACGCUUUUUGGCACAUGGACGAUUUCUCGUGGGGUAACACUCGUGUUGUCGUUGGUGAGAAGGGUCAGAAGGUCGUGGUCUCAGACGAAGGCAAGUUUGACCCUGCCAGCAUCCCCAAGAAGAGGUGGGAAGAGUACCAGGCCGAGAUGUGGGAGCAGCACACCAUCAGGGACGACCAAUCAGUUGUCUCGGGCUACACAUACGCCACUAAGAGGCCGUAUGCCGCUUCUGCCAUGGGCGGCUCCGAGUACGGUGGCAUGCCUCCUUCCAGGCCCAUGUCCCACCUCGACAUCCCGCGCUACGGCAACCACUCCCGCAUGUCGCUGGCUCAAAGCGGCUACGGAGGUGACAGCAUGGAGAUGUCAAUGGCGAACCUGCCCAGCGACGACGAGAUCAUGAACCAGAUCAAGGUGAUCCUCGCGAGCUCCGAUCUCAUGACGGUCACCAAGAAGUCGGUCAAGGGGCAGCUUGAGCACAUCUUUGGCGUCGAUCUCACGCUCAAGAAGGCCUUCAUCGGCGAGGCCGUGGAGCAGCUCCUCAUCAACGGGCAGCUGCACUAGCGCGGUCGUAGCAUCUCUCUCGACGCAGCGACGGUCUCUCCACGCUUCACGACUCUGUUCAGCCCCGAGCGGGCAUGUGUCAACUAUCAUUACUAUUUAAUUCCAGAUAAGAAGAGUGCGUCUAUUCGCGGAAGCUGCGUUUGGGUUUUAUUUUUAUUUUAUUGUUCUGUCGUCGUGCGCGGAUCGGGCACCGGCGGCCGGUGCGGCGUUGGGAUCUGUCUAUAUUGCAUUCAUUGUGUUGCUGCAUGGAGAGGGGCAAAAUAGGAGUAGUAUAUGGUCAUAUGGUGUAAGAAUCUAGAGCGAUUAUGA